CGCGGGGCGCGGCGUCUUCAUGAGGAAGUUGUGAGGCAGAACUAAGCCUGCCAGGCCUGGGCCGACCGAGGCGGGGCCCGGGCGUGGCGCCGCCGCUGUCUCGUCAUUCUCAGGAGAUGAGGUGGAAGCGACGUCCGGGAGGAGGAGGAGGAGGAGGAGCCACGCCGGCGGAGGGGAGCCGGCUCUCGGGCAGGAACCCCAAGUGAACCGGGCUCCUGCCUAGCGGGGGGCUCCCUCUGUGGGGGGCUCGGGAAAGGGAGGGUAAGCCGGAAGUCCCGCCCCUCCGCGGGAGGCAUCGGGGGCCAUGGACGCCGCGACGCUGGAGCGGGACGCGGUGCACUUCGCUCAGCUGGCGGUGCAGAAGGACCAGGGAGGCCGUUACCAGGAGGCGGUGUUCUACUACAAGGAAGCUGCACAAGCCUUAAUUUACGCUGGGAUGGCAGGUUCAACCUUAGAAAACAUUCAAGAUAAAAUAAAUGAGUAUUUGGAAAGAGUUCAGGCUCUCUAUUCAGCGGUUCAGUCACAGAAGUGUGAUCCUUUGAAGCCAAAGCAGCAGUUGGAUUUGGAACGUGCCCGUUUCCUGGUGACACAGGCUUUUGAUGAAGAUGAUAAAGGCAAUGUUGAAGAAGCUAUAGAACUAUACACAGAAGCAGUGGAUCUCUGUCUGAAAACAUCUAAUGAAACUUCUGACCAGUCCUUGCAAAGUAAACUGAAACAGUUGGCUCGACAAGCUCUGGAUAGAGCAGAAGCAUUGAAAGAAUCUAUGUCAAAGCCAUCUCAAAAAGACAAACCAGCUGCAGUUAAAUCAAAUCAGCCAAUCAGAACGUUUUUCCCACUGGGACCUGAUUUUUCCUUGAAUGACAAACCUCAAACAGUUAGAACUGUGCAGUCAAGUGAACCUCAGGGGCAGAGAUACACAGCAGAAGAAAUAGAAGUUCUCAGAAAGACAUCUAAAAUAAAUGGUAUUGAAUAUGUUCCUUUCAUGAAUGUUGACUUGAGAGAACGCUUUGCCUUUCCAGUGCCAUUUUCUGAUAAAUGUGGCAAGUUACCAUUAUCACCAAAACAAAAGGCAAUAUUUUCUAAAUGGGUGCGGCCAGAUGAUCUCACUAACAAUCCUACAAUGAUCUAUACCGUAUCCAGCUUCAGCAUCAAGCAAACGAUAGUAUCAGACUGUUCCUUUGUGGCAUCACUAGCUAUCAGCGCAGCUUAUGAGAGACGGUAUAAUAAGAAAUUAAUUACAAGCAUAAUUUAUCCUCAGAAUAAGAAAGGUGAACCAGAGUAUAAUCCAUGUGGGAAAUACAUGGUAAAACUUCAUAUUAAUGGUGUUCCAAGAAAAGUAAUAAUAGAUGACCAAUUACCAGUUGAUCGAAAUGGAGAACUACUCUGUUCUUAUUCUAACAAUAAAAGUGAAUUGUGGGUGUCUCUCAUAGAAAAGGCUUAUAUGAAGGUCAUGGGAGGAUAUGAUUUUCCAGGAUCCAAUUCAAACAUUGAUCUUCAUGCACUUACUGGGUGGAUACCAGAAAGGAUUGCUAUGCAUUCAGACAGUCAGAAUUUCAAUAAAGAGAGCUCUUUCAGAAUGCUUUACCAAAGAUUUCACAAAGGAGAUGUUCUUAUCACCACAGCUACUGGAGUGAUGUCUGAAGAGGAAGGAGAGAAGUGGGGCCUGGUUCCCACACAUGCAUAUGCGGUUCUGGACAUCAGAGAAUAUAAGGGUCUGCAAUUUAUCCAGUUGAAAAACCCUUGGAGUCAUUUACGUUGGAAAGGAAGAUACAGUGAAAAUGAUUUGAGAAACUGGACUCCGGAGUUACAAAAAUACUUAAAUUUUGAUCCAAGAACAGCCCAGAAAAUAGACAAUGGUAUUUUCUGGAUCUCUUGGGAGGAUCUGUGCCAAUAUUUUGAUGUGAUUUAUUUGAGUUGGAACCCAAGUCUUUUUAGAGAAUCAACAUGUAUUCACAGUACCUGGGAUGCUAAGCAUGGUCCUGUGAAAGAUGUGUACAGCCUGGCAAACAAUCCCCAAUAUAAACUGGAAGUUCACUGUCCACAAGGUGGCACUGCAGUCUGGGUUCUGCUUAGUAGACACAUAACUGACAAGGAUGAUUUUGCAAAUAAUCGAGAAUUCAUCACAAUGGUAGUAUAUAAGAGUGACGGGAAAAAAAUUUACUACCCAGCUGACCCUCCUCCAUAUAUUGACGGAAUUCGCAUCAAUAGUCCCCACUAUCUAACCAAGAUAAAGUUGACAACCCCAGGGCCUCAUAUGUUUACACUAGUAGUAUCUCAAUAUGAGAAACAGAACACCAUCCACUACACAGUCAGGGUGUAUUCGGCAUGUAAAUUUACUUUUUCAAAGAUUCCUACACCAUAUGUUGUAUCAAAAAGGAUUAAUGGGCAAUGGAAAGGUCAAAGUGCUGGAGGAUGUGGGAAUUUUAGGGAUUCCCACAAGAAGAACCCCAUCUACCAAUUUCAGUUGGAAAAAGCUGGACCUCUACUGAUUGAGCUAAGAGGACCAAGGCAAUAUAGUGUUGGGUUUGAACUCAUCACAGUAUCAGUGGUAGGAGAUCCUGGCUCUUCAGGCUUUCAGAAGAAAAGCAGUGGCGACUAUAGAUGUGGAUUUUGUUAUCUCGAAGUGGAAAAUAUCCCUACUGGAAUCUACAAUAUCAUCCCCAGUACCUUUUUGCCUAAACAAGAAGGUCCCUUUUUCUUGGACUUCAAUAGUGUUGUCCCUAUCAAGGUAACACAGCUUCAGUGACUGAGAAAUUACUACAGUAAAUACUGGACUUGACUCAGUGGCAUCCACCAAAUAUGAACUGUCCUGUUCCUACAAAGAAUGUAAGUUUACAGAUGAACUUGUACAUCUCAGACUGUAUGUCUUGGGCUACUAUUUACUAAAAUGAAUCAUGUCUCCAUCUUUAGACUCACAAUUAUUUAUUUAUGACUGAGGAUUUUGUCACUCAGGUAUUAUCAAGGAACAGAACUUAGCAUGACAAUGCUUAACAGAACAAAUUCUUUAAAUUACACAUAUAUCUCAUAUGAAAUCAUGUAGAUAGAAGAAUGGAAGUAUUUUGCCUAUUCCAGCUUUGUGGUUUAUCUUGUAUCAAGUUUGAAAAUGACAGGAUCCUCCGAGAUGAUGAAGAUAUCAGUUGUUUUUUGUUUUUUGUUUUUUACACUCUUUUCUAUUCACUUUGAUACUUUUUAGUUCUCUUUCUUAUGGAAAACAUCACUUUGAAAAAAGUGCAAUUGAGAGCUUAAAUAAGAGUUUAAUUUAAGAGUAAUAUUAAUAUGAUUAUUUUGAUUCAGGAUAAAAUGAAUUUUCUAGUCAUUAAUGUCAUUUUAAAAAUUCCUAAAUGUUUACCUAAGCACUUUGGGAAGAUUUGUAGAUUUUAAAGAAUUUGAAAAUUUGAUACUCAGAUUUUCUCUACCUUAUUAGUAAGAACAUUUAAUUUGACAUUAACAUGGCUUUUUAUUUCAGUGAAAGAUGUUUAUUACAGCCUUCUGAAUAAUUGUGCAGUUUAACUUUAACCCAAGAAACCAAAUAGGAAAUAAAAUGUUUCUUGUACCUACUUUCUUGUUAAUCUGAAAGAGAGUAAGUCCCAUGGGUCACAUUUUAAUGACCUUAGAUCAUGCUUCAGUUAAAAAACGUAUCUUAAAACUCUUGUUCUAAAUUUUAGGAGUAUAGAUUUAUUCUGUUAAUGUAUUUGUGCCUGGGGUGAUCUCCAUUUUAGUAGAUUAAGGAAACAAUUUUGUUGUGGUUUUGUUCCAUGUAAGAAGGUCAAGAAGGGUACUAAGCACACAUCUUGUCUUCUCUUGCCGUUCUUAUGCUGUUCAUCUGAAAGCCUGAUGCCCCAGAGACCCCAGAGUCCAGCCACCUCCUCAUCCCUUCCCCGACUUCAUUGUAUGUGACAUUGUUCACACACACACACACACACACACACACACACAUUUGUGUAUACAUGAGGAGUUACAUGUACCUGUCUUAUUGAUUUCAAGUCUGAACUGCCUAUUUUAUAGACAAUUUUUAUGCGUCUUGUUUCCAUUGUUAUUGCUUGUUUUUCUCCUUGGCACUUUAAUUUACUUCUCUCUCUCUCAAAAUGAAGUAACUGCCAAUAUGUUUCUUGUUGCCACGUGUCCCCUUUAUGUCUGUCUUUUCACCAUUUUGGAGGCUUUCUUUGAUCUUCAUAUUUUAGAGGCAAACCUUGCGUAUGUGAGAGCUCUGGCACUGACUAUGCAGUGUUAAGCAGAGAGAACCAAGAUUACUCUAGGUAUUCACACAGGGCCAAGGUUUUGGGGAGAAAGGAAGAUGGCUCAGGAAGAACUGAUGAUGACAGGGCGUCCAUUAGGCCCUGAGCUAGUCAGAUGGAUAGACUCUGAAUUAGUCCAUCCGUGGGGCAGAAGGUACCAAAAGUAAUGAGAUCACUUUGAGGAAGUAGGAUUGUAGUGACCUUUUGCUUUCUGCCAAUUCAGGAUUUUGUUCUGGUAUUUUGAAUUCUAGUUGGUAUACAUGAGUACAGUACACACAUUAAUUUGGUACCACCCCAGAACAUGGACCAUCAGAGUUGGAUCAGGAUAAGAAUGGUACCUGUGGCUUAGAGGAUGUGGGGGCUCCUAGGGAGGAGCUUCUUCUAUCCCUUUGGUCAGUAGUUUAUCUGCAACUUAAUCUCAGGAGUUAUGAAGCACUUCAAUUCAACAAACUAGUACAAGCCAGAUUACUUUGGAUGAGAUGCUGGGAAUAUAAUAACUAGUUCACCUUAGGGUUACUUUAAAAGCAACACUGAGCAUGGUGCAUUCUGACCAGUUCCCAUUCCAUGACUGGUUGGAUUAACUUUCAAAACCCUUUAAUUCUGCUGUAUGCUCUCAGAAGUUCAGACUGUCAGAACUAUAUGGUGUCAAUUAUUUGAAUUUUUGAUGAUCACAGCUAUUUCUGCCUUCUAGACAACAUUUGCUAUUAUAGUACCAGGUAUAGUAACUAUUUUAGAAUCUUAAAAGUAGUAUCUUACUAAAGUAUAUUAAUUUUCCUAUAACAAGCACAUAUUCGAUAAAGUGGCAGGAAGGUGAUGAGCUAGGUGUGUAGUGCAACUAUAUCAUUUCUAGCUAUUUUAAAUAAUUUUGGGAGAUUAGAUUAAUGCUAUUCAUUGGUCCUUUUAGUAUUUGUGAUGAAAUAGAGAAAUAUUAGACAUUCCUGAAGAUUAAAUUGAAAUCUAAACUUAUUUGAUGUUCUUAAUCCACAUAAAUAUCAAGAUACUGAGAUCACAAAAGUAAUUUUGGACCUGAAUUUUCAGACUGAAACAUGCAAGAACAAAAAAUUUUUAGAAGUCUUAAACUUAGAGUUGUGUUAGGAACUGCCAUCAUUUUGUCAUCUCUCUUAUAAGCUCUAAUACUAGAGAAUACUGUUGUUCCUUCACCUGUAUCUGAUAUUUUAUGAUCCCAGUGGAUUAUUGCACACAAGGUCCUUCUAUGCUUCCUGAUCUCCUGAACUCUGUUCACACUCAUGUUUGUUGCUUCCAUGAUGCAGUUGAUCAAUCUCAUGCUCUGAUUUUCCCAUUUCCAUUUGCCUUCAGAUUUUCCCAAUAUCAGGGUCUUUUCCAGUGAGUCUCAUAUUCUCAUUAUGCAGCCAAAGUAUUUAAGCAUCAGCUUCUAUAUUUGACUUUCCAGUGAAUGGUCUGUGUUCAUUCCUUUAAGUAUCAAUUUAUUUGAUUUCCUUAUUGUCCAAGGGACUCUGCAGAUUCUUCUUCACCCGCCGUUUGUGGGCUCAGGCUUCUUGAUAGCUUGGCUCUCACAGGCUGCUGGGAAACUCCUGCUUGGACCGUAGAGAUCAGAGUGCAGCCACAUGACUAGCUGUGGGCAGUGGUGGACAGCUGUGGACAUGUCCUGGGGGGUUUGGGGAGCGCGCUCAUUAAAAUCUCUUAACGUCUUGAAUGUGAGUCUUGGGAGGAUAGCAAGCUAGCACAUGAUGAUUUAAAACGCUCUCCUGUGUGUUCUUAUUGUCCCACCAAAGAUGAUGUAUUUUUUUAAACGUAAUUUUUGCAGCCUGUUCAAAUGUACUAAACUUGGUUUAUUUCUGUGAUUCCAGCUUGGGAUAGGCAUUAAACUAACUUUGCCCAUGACUAAGAAGAUGAGAAGAGGAGGUUAGUUGUGGCCUGGGGAUAGUGGACAAAGAAGUAAAGGACCCCCUCCCGAUGUGAAAGGCAAGAAACAAGUAAAUGGACUAAGUCCUCCUGCCUCCAGUGUUGUCCACUGCAUCUGAGAGGUGGACUUCGUCUUGUAGUGGUUCCGAUUGAGACAUAGCCCAGGGCCUGGAGCACAGUAGGUCCUUACACAGGACUGACUAGCUGGCCUGAAAGGAGUCUCAUUUGUGCUCUACUUGCUGUGUGAUUCUUGGCUCCUCAUGGGUAAAAUUCAAGGGUUGACUGAAAUGGUCACUUGCUGCUGUGAAUGGGGUUCUGAGCAGCUGUUGUGAUGAAGGCGAGGUCAGUCCUUGGUCUCCUGCAUGGCCGUCUGCCUCCCCGAGCUAUGGGCUUAACUGCCCGUGGUGGGGGAUGGUCCCACUCCUAACAAUUCUUGGUCAUUCACCUAACUGUUGGCUAAGAGUGUUCCCUGAGACCCAUAAUGUACUUGUACACUACAUCGAUGUAGCCCUGACUGUGAGUUAAGUUGGAUUUUCUCCCUCCCUAUAAAAUGAGGAUUCUCCCACAGCAUGUCAGGUUUUCUCCCACAACAUGUCAGGUUUUCCCGAGACUGCCUACACCUUUAGCCAUUGCCUCCAAUUUGUUGUGUCUCAGGAGUGGAGCUUUAGAGAUGGCAAAGACCCCAAGGGCCUUCAGCCCACAUCCUGGGUAGUGCCGGGGGCUGUCAGAAUCUGAAUCCAUUCCUGUAAACAUGAGGCAGGUCACACUUGGCUCUUGUCAGCCACAGGCCUUCUCAGCUGCCAUGCAUGGUGCAUGGCACUGGGGGCACAGAGACAAAAGGGAAACCUUACAUUCGACCCAAGGAUUUUCCAUGUGUACAAUAUGCAUGGGGGUAUGAGGAGAGAGAGCUCCUAGCAGCGCCAGGAAAAGCUUUCUGUACAACCAUGGGUCCUGGGAUCCUCAUGCUUUUUAUAGCUCUAAUAACUGUGUUUUGCUUAAGCUGGUUUCCUCUAUAAUCCUCUGGUUUAUUUUAUGCAUUUAAAAACCUUAAUCUGAGAAAGGGGUCCAUUAGGUCUCACCAGGCUGCCAAGGGUUCCACAACACAGAACAAAUUAAGAAAAAUGAAUCUGUGCCCAUGAUAAGCCAUAGAAAACAUCUCUGUGACCUGCCCACGUGUCUGUGGACAGUAUCCAGUUCCACUAGUCUGUGAUCUUCAUGCCCAUGGUUGUACUAACCCUUGUUUGUGGUCUUCUCCUUCUCCCUGCUCUCUGUGCAGCUGGCACUCUGGGUUUGAGCCAGCUGCUGCCAGAGCUGCUAUCAAGGGCUCACCCCAUUCUCCAGAAAAGUCAUGGAUGGAAGGUUUGUUCCCAAGCCUGUGAAGGUGUCUCCAUUUAUCUGCAGCUUGGAGGAGAGAAGGAUUUCCUAGAAGAAUUCCCUCCUAACUGAAAUAACCACAGAGAAGUCCCUUAAUGUCCGGGUGCCAUCAUCCAUUCUCCUGUGACAGUUGGGACUUACCCACUUUUUAAAGAAAAUAUUUACAAGAUGGAUUCCCCACACCCUGGUGCCUCAGACUUUUCAUCUUUUCUGGUUAGUGCCAAGGCUGUCAUUCUGCAUAAGAACCAGGACCGUGUCACUUCCUUGGGAAGAUAGGGCCAGGCUGUUGGCCCUGUGAUUUUUUUGUCCCUUGCCUAUCAUCAGUCGAUGCUUCUUGCAGCCACUUCUGGCCUUUCCUCCUGUCCUGGUCUGGUUUGCUGGAAACUUGGAAAGUGUGAGCUGAGAGUAGUCUGCCUCCAAGCAAGCCUUGAAGGUCCCUCCUCUCACAGAGCCCAUGGACUUGCUGCACGGGACCUGUUUAUUCCUUGGUUCUUGACUGUCUUAGAUGGUGAGGGAGCAUUGCUGUGCACAGAGCAGUGCCCCCCAGCUCCUCUGAAUGGCACCCCACUCUUAAGGCAGUCCCUUCCCUUCAUCUCAGUUUAUACAUCUGUGAAAGAAGGAGACUGAAGCAAGUGAUGUGAGGGGGCUGUGUCACUGGUGCCCACUCUGAUACUUCCAGAGCCUCUCUCCUUUGGGGGGCAGAAAGGAAGUUAAUUAUUUUCCUUGAAAAGUCCAUAAUGUCCGCUAAGACCCAGACUGGUCAGAGCGAGCACCAGCUUGACAAAGAGACAGAGCUUGUGCAGAGCAGAGUAUGCUGGUGAAUGGGGGCAGGCGGAGUUUCACAGGGACGCUCAGGGUUUUCCUGGCUCUAGGGAAGCUUUUGGCCAUGGAGUAACAGAAAGCAGAGGAGAGGAAGCUUUGGAAUCAGGAAGAAUGAAGACCCAGAGCCAUGUUCUGACCAGUAUUUUUUCAUAUUUUACUUACGCAAAGAUACAACCACUAAGGGUCCAACAACUGGCUGCAGGAAUUCUGACCCGUGUCCUGGAAUGAAGUGCUGGAUCCUGCUCCCCCAGAUUGUUUGAAGGCUCAAUAUAGGCCUGGCCCACCUCCCCCUCAUCCCAUUUAAGAUGGCCCCAAGUCACGGAGCGUGGAACAUUUAUUAAGCACCUGUUAUUGUCAUUUUAGUUAUAUCCCAAUUCAUGACUCCACUUAAGAGUUAGUUUGGUAUUUUUGGCAAAGAUAUUGGAGUGGUUAACCAUUUCCCUCCAGCUCAUUUUACAGAUGAGAAAACUGAGGCAAAUGGGUUUAAGUGACUUUCCUGGGGGCCCAGAGUGUCUAAGGUCAGAUUUGAACCCAGGAGGAUGUCUCCCUGAUUGUAGGCUAAGGGAUUCUAUCUCUCCCUGAUUGUAGGCUCAGGGAUCUAUCUGCUGCACCAGCUAACAACUCUUUGUAAGCACCCACUAUGGGCCCAGCACUGUGCAAAGUGCUAGAGAUGCCGACAAAGAAAAUCCGGUCCUUUCUCAAGGAGCUUGCCUUCCAUGGGAGAUGAGUAAUUGUGCGUAAGUGUCUACAGAAUACAUAUACAGAGAAUAAAUACAAGUUUGGAAGAGAAGGCGCCGGGGAAGGCUGGGUUCUGAAACACAGGUGAGGGAGGCUGUUCCAGCUUGGAGGCCAAGAGGCCAAUGUUGUGGCUGACAAACAGGUUGAAGGGCAUUGCUCUGCCCCGAGAAAUGAUCCUUGUAAAGGUGGCAAAGGCAGGCUGGGCCACUGGAGAUGUGAGAGAGGAGAAGCGCCGGGCACUCCCCCUGCCAGCCUGGAGGGAUGACCUACAGGAAGAGGAGCAUUUACAGCCAGUAGAGAAGCUCUGUUUGUGGACGGGCCAGAGUGUGGGUGUCUUAAGGAUGAGUACAGGAGGUUUGGCACAGGGACCCCUGCAGGGAGGGCCACUGGACAUCCCUGAGCUAAGGGUGAAUGGGACAUAGCCGGGCAAAAGCCCAGAGGGAGGGCUUGUGAGAAGCGAUGGGGUUGUGCUCUUGCCUUGGUGCCUCCUGGGCAUUGGGCAGGCACAGUGCCCAAAUGCUUCUUUGUAGCCAUCGUCUUGGUUUUGAACCCCAGGCCUGACAUGGAGGCAUCUAGGAUUUAGACCUGGAGAGGAGCCUCAGAAGCCUGAGGUUCCCUGCCCACCCUCCUGAUGAGGGUUCUCCCUAAAGUCCUCUUGGCAGAGGAUGGUAGGGAGAAAUGAGACCUUGGGUUGAAAGCUGGAGCGAUCCCUGAGGCUGAAAUCCUUGAGCUUGGGGAACUUGGUGCUUUGUCCCUUAGAGGUCAUUUACUCCAUGCUGACCCUGAAGAAGGUAGGCUUGGAGCUGGAAAGGCUGCAGCUCCCUGGGCCUCAUCGAGUAAAGGCCUCUUAAACUGUAGGUCAUAACCUCAGAUGGAGUCUCAUAACCGAAUGUGGGAGUUGUGAAAUUAUGAUUUAUCCUCAGUAAAUGUUGGGUUUGUAUGUCUACCUUAUAUACCCAAGUGGAAAAAGCUUAAGGAACUUUGGUCACUUCCAGCUCCAAGUCCAUGUCCAGCAGUUCCAUAUGAAGCUUUAUUCUUUCCCUAUAGUUUUUCAUUUUAUGGUGAAAGGCAUCCAUGACUCAGUCCUCCUAUACUGUUUGCAGCUGGGUAUAAAAUGAACCUAGAGCAAACCAUGUGAGUUUUAUGUUAUGACCCCCCUUUUUUUGUUGCCAUGCAAUUAAAUUGAUCUUUAAAAGAACUUAUCAGGGAACCAGGAGGGGGCAUGGGAAAAGUGAGUAUCACUACUUUGGGAUUCUAGUUUGAAAGAAGCAAAUAUGGGUUUUAAGAUCUUAACUGAAAGCAAGAAUAAGGGGCAGCUGCACAAUCAGAUUAUUUGUUUGCUACUUCUUGGAGGAAACUGGUCCUCAAAAGUGAUAUAGGCCCAGAGCCGAAAAGGGCAGUCCCAUCUCCAACUGGGUUGUGUUUGUCUCCUGCUUUUCUUUGUAACAAGAAGCAGAGUGUGGGGAGAGCAGGAAUCGGCUUCUUUCUGAUGUAGGGAGGGGGGGUUGUGGAUGGAGUCACCCAGACUUGGCCACUGCUAUGAGAUUCUGUUUUUAUUACAUUCAAGGUAUGAAGACAAGUACAAAAUAACUUUGAAAUCAGGAUAACCGUAUCCGUCCAUAAAAAAUAGGGAAAAUUGAAGGUUUACCAGUGUGAAGAAUUUUACAAACAUGACUAAAUAUUCAAGCUCAGGCAGGAAAAGCAACAAUCAAAAGAAAAAACCCAAGGAGACCUCAUCACGUGAAAGUGAUUGAGAGUUUGUGUGGUUGGGGUGUGGGAGGGGUUUCUUCCCAGCCCCACAACUAACCAAAGAGGGACAGCUACGGUGCUUUGUUAUUUGAAACCACCAAAACUUGAAGAAAAAUAAUCCUACGCUUACAACUAGGAGCAUAACUACUAGGUCUAGCUGCUAUGGGCAGCCUUGGCCAAGACAUGCCUGACUCCCUUUUUCUAGCUUGGAAGGAACAGCGUCUGGAACGUACGCUAGAGCGGCAUAAAUAA
Molecule: messenger RNA, 11054 nt
Organism: Sarcophilus harrisii (Tasmanian devil)
Lineage: Eukaryota; Metazoa; Chordata; Mammalia; Dasyuromorphia; Dasyuridae
Gene: CAPN7
Product: calpain 7
Exons: 21
Coding region: 305-2746 (813 amino acids)
Biological process (GO): proteolysis
Molecular function (GO): calcium-dependent cysteine-type endopeptidase activity
Source: RefSeq, a predicted model, not a curated record